CUCCCUCUGAUAUUUUAUUUACUCCCGAAAUCCAAGAUGGCUCCUCUGAAUGCCUCGGUCCCAUAGCAAUUUGAGGAUGCAAGUAGCUACUAAAAAACAACUUUUCCCAGGCCAUCACACCUCCUUUAACUCAAAUUGCAUGGUGCGGGUGAGCUCCUUACGCAUGUACAGACUCUAAGCAGCCGCUGCAGCGUCGUGAAACAUUCUUCAAGUCAUCAAUUUGGAGUAGUUUCGCGAAAAGCUCGCGCUGUCUGUCCGGAGAGAGGUUUAGGCAGGCAGCUCAUCCAAAUGGCCGAACCGAGAAAAGUACAAUUUGUCACCCUCUCGACCUUCGCAGCUGGAUUAGCAACGGAUUCUAGGAAACGCCGCUUGGAGGAUGCGGCCGACAUCAACUUUGAUGGAGACGGGGAGGUCGACGCGACAGCGACCGGGGCAGAUGGUGGCAGUGGUCGUUUCGGCAAAACUGGCAACAGGGACGCGACAGAAGCGAAAAAGAUUACAGUGCGAUUGGAUCUGUCUCUGUCGGAGCCCAAUGACCAGUCGUCGGUAGAGUUUAAUUACGGGGAACUCAUUAAAAAUCUCCAGGUUAAGAGCAAGCCCCCCAUCGAGCCCCCCACCCCUGUGAUCGACCCCAAUGACCCCUUCAAUGACGACGAGACGGACCGGCUGAAGAUGGAGUCAAUGGCCAAAAAGUUUGAAAACAAAUAUGGCAACACUGGGAAGAAGAGGAAGGAUCGGAUGCAGGACCUGAUCGACAUCGGCUUUGGCUACGACGAGACUGACCCCUUCAUAGACAACUCGGAGGCUUAUGACGAGCUGGUGCCAGCUUCCCUGACCACCAAGCUGGGCGGGUUCUACAUCAACACGGGUACCCUGCAGUUCAGAGCCGCCUCGGAGUCCGAAGGGGAGGAGGGGAACAAGAAGCUGAACGACGGCACCGAGCAGGAGAUCCAGCGGCGGAAGAAGACGGCGGGAGACGUGGCCGAGGAGAGUAAACCCAGGAAGAACAGAGUGCCGAAGCAGGGGGUGAUGGCUCUGGGCCUCCACCGGCCCGAGAAGAAGAAGAGGAAGAAGCUGAUGAAGGACUCCCUGUGCCUGGCGGCCAUGAUCCGCCGCUUUAACCGCGAGAAGGACGAGAUGAGGAAGAGGAACCCCUCUGCUCAUCACACCCCGCCCUCCGCUCACCCCCACCCCCACCUCGCCGCCAAGCCCAACCACUCGCUGGCCUCGGCCGCCGCCGCCUCGGCAAACGCCGCCCAUCUCCACGGCAACGCAGCCCCCGGCGACCUCUCGCUGGCGGACCUCACCGCCGACCCGGCCGUGAUGUCCCUGCUGGGCUCGGCCAAUGAGAAGGAGCUGCAGGACCUCCUGGGAGACCUGGACUUCGGCCUCCUGGACGCCGCGCCGCAGCACGCCGGGGCCAGGGAGAACGGCCUCAUGGGAGUCGGCGGCUCCAAGGCGCCGGCGGCCGGGGGAGGAGGCCUGGGGGCGGGCCCGGGGCGGGGGCUGAGCGGCGGGGGGGGCGUGUUCUCUCCGCCCCCGCUACCUGAAGGACUUCCUGCGCCGCUCAUCAAACGCAUCGAGGACCUCAGAGGGGCUUCUCGUCAGUUCGACCAGGAGGGCAGGAAGAAGUUCUUCACGCUGGACAUGAACAACAUCCUGCUUGACAUUGAGCUCCAGGUGCAGGAGCAGCCUCCCGAGGUGCGCUCCGCCAUCUAUUCCCACAUGGAGGCCUUUGUUCCCUGCAACAAGGAGGCCCUGCUGAAGCGCCUGAAGAAGCUCACGCUCAACAUACAGGACGACCGCCUGCGGACGCCACUGCUCAAGCUGAAGCUGGCCGUGUGCAGCGUGAUGCCGGAGCAGAUCGCCAGAUACAACAUGGACUGCAUGGCCAAGGUUGCCAAGCAGCAGUCUGAGGAGGUGGAGAGGAACGGAUCCGAGGACGAGGACGAGGAGAAGCCUGGCAAGAGGGUGAUGGGACCCCGCAAGAAGUUCAUCUGGGAAGACAAGCUCAGGAACCUUCUUUGCAGCCUGGUGCGUGUGAAGCUAAGCUGCUACGAGCUGGAGAAGCCUUCCCAGCUCUCUGUAGAGGACUACCUCAAGGCCUUCAUGGAGAACGAGGUCAAACCACUGUGGCCUAAGGGCUGGAUGCAGGCGAGGAUUCUGUUGAAGGAGAGCCGUACGGUGCACAGUCACCUCACUGGAAACCUAGUGAAGAGGAGAGUGCUGUCAGGGCCCAGGGCCAAAGCCAAGGAGGGCCUUUGGAUCCAGAACCCCGCCUUCCCCAUGACCUCCGCCCCGGGGGCCUCCACCUCGCUGACCCCCCCCGCCGGCCGCCGGCCGCCCAUGCCGCCCUCGGCCGAGCCCAUCUGCCUGUCGGACUCCCUGGACGAGGACCUGUCGGCGCCCACCCUGGACUCCAUCUCCCACGCGCUGGCCCUGCUGGGCGGCGCCUCCAAGGGCCUGCUGGGGCCCCUGCAGCUCCCCGCCUCCUCCUACCUCCCCUUCUCCUCCUCCGCCGCCGCCGCGCCGCAACAUUCCCUGGUCAAGAUGGAGUCGGCCGCGCCGGUCGGCGGGCCCUCCUCCUCCUCCUCCGCCGCCGCCGCCCACAACCCUUCCUCCUCCUCGUCUACCUCCUCCACUGGCUCCUCCCCCUCCGCCUCGGCUCUGGGCCGGCUGCAGGGGGGCGGGGCCUCGCUGCCGCCCAAGCCCGGCGACGGCUCCUACGGCGCCAUGAAGCUACCCUCGGGGGCCCCCGGCCAGGGCCAGCACCAGAGGCUCGUCGCCGUGGCGACCGCGGCGCACGGCAGGCCCAGUGUGAUGAUGGGCGGCGUCAACAAGCUCCACCCCCAGCCCUCCCCCUCCCCUCCUAAACAGCGGCCCCCGCCCACCUCGUCCCCCCUCCUGCCCCCGCACCAGAAGGGCUACUCGGGCCCCGCAGGACCCCUCGGCGGGGCCCAGGGCAUGGCCAAAAGCGGCGCCAAACCCCCCGCUGUCAGCAGCAGUAGCAACGGGGGCUCCAUGGGCGGCGGCGGCGGCGGCAUGCUCCCCCCGCCCCGCUCCAGCCCCCUCCCCCUCCCCCGGCCCACCCUGCAGUCCUACUGCCCCGCCGUCUCCUCGGCCUCCUCCGCCCACCCCCCCAGCCCCUCACUCUCCUCCCACUCUGCCCUCGCCAAGCCCCACCCCCACCCCCACCCCCACCCCCACCCCCAGCCCCACCAGUCCAACUUCAUCACCCCCAUGCAGGCCACGCUCACCAAGUCCUCCCACAGCAGCACCUCCUCCUCCAUCAUCAAGCUCACCCCCCGGCCGCCGGGGCCCAGCCCGGCCCCCCCCCCUUCCUCCUCCUCCUCCUCCUCCUCCUCCCUCUCCCUCUCCCUCUCCCAGCCGCAGAUCCUCUCCGCCCAGCAGCACCAGUUCUCCCAGAAAGCUCAGGGAUUCCGCCCCCCCUACUGCCUCCCAGCGGGGGUCCAGGCGAAGCUGGGCCAGGCGAGCUACAGCUUUGCCGGGGGCCAGAAGACCCAGGCGGUCAGCGUCAGCGGCGGUAGCAUCACCACCGCUAGCCCCAGCAACAAGAUCAACAACAAUAACAGCAUGGUAGCUAUGACGGCCGGCUCCAUCCGCCCCGGCAACAGCCCCUCCCCGUCGUCGUCGUCGUCGUCUUCUUCGGUUUCGGCCAAUCACGGACAGCGGCAGAGGACUGGGGGCGGGGCCGGCCAGGGCUCCAAGGCAGGAAAUGGACGGGUCGUUUCUGGAACGCCCAGCCCCUCCCACUUGGCCCAGGUGUCGUCGGUGGCUGGUGGCGGCCUGGUGGGCAGCCCCCCCACGCUGCCCCUGGGGUACGGCAUGCUGGGAGGACUGGUCCCAGUGUCGCUGCCCUUCCAGUUCCCCUCUCUGCUCAACUUCAGUGCCCCACCCGGCGUGCCCGGGGGCCUGGGCGGGGCCCCCAACUCAGGAUUCUCCCUCACACAGAACGAGCUGCUGGAACUGUAUAAGUCUCUCCAGUCCGGCUCACAGGCUGCUCUCCCUCCACACUUGCAACUUGCUUUCUCAGAUGCGAACCAAAACCAGGCGAGCGACAUGAAGAGGAAGUCCCACUGACCACUCGUCCACACCGGAUCCAGCCCCCUGCUGGUAGACAUCACAGGUGUCCACCAAUGGGAGCCGGCCCUCCGCUGGGUGACAUCACAGGUGUCCACCAAUGGGAGCCGGCCAGCCGCUGUGAUGGACUGGUUUAUCUAGUUGUACACUGACCCUUCAUCUUGGACCUAGGAGCAAGCAUCGGUAUAAUCUCACUAUCAAGGACAAUGAUGGACAAGACCUAAUUUAAGCCUUUUUUUUAUUUUGUUAUGUUUAUCCAGUAGAGCGGCAAGAAAGAAACUAAUAAUUUGAAAAGAAAAAAAGGUCUUGUUCAGCCUUUUUUUUUUUUUUUUUUUUUGUCGACAUGUUUACAUAUGAAUCGACCUUGAUCACUGUGGCAUAAGAUUGUGAGCUAGGCGGCAGACUAGUCGUACGCUACGUAAUAUUACUUGUAUUUAAGCUUCUGUGGAAUUACGGGAUUCUUUAUGUUCUUGCAGUAAAAGACAAAAAAAUGAAAUGGAGAAAAAAUAGACGGUUGUUUUUUUUCCCCCUCAUGUCCCUGAUGUGGAGCAAACUGUUUAAGUUUGUAGAAAUGUACUGUUGGAUGUCACUUCUGCUCCUACAAAUGACUGUUAAGUUGUUAUAUGAUCUUAUAUAUUAAUAUUAUUGAUAAAUUAUUUGUAAUUUACACAGGGACAUAAUAUGUGUUUAUGUAAGCGCGUUUGUGUGUGUGAAUGAGAUCAAAGUGUGUGUGUGUGUGUGUGUACACAAGAGAUAGAUUUGUGUGUUUGUGUACAUAUAGGCAAUAUUAUGUAUUUUCUUUUCAUGGCAGUGGGUGAGAAAGUGUAUCCCCUCUCGCUAUGGGCGAGUCUGGCCUGGGCCUGGCUCCCUUGCGCCCCCGGUGCUGUUAGUCACACUGGACCCUUCCUGGACACAACCAAGACUUGAAUAGAAACGUAGAACCCUGAUUUGGACAGAUGGGCUCGAGUAUUAGGCUGGUAUUUUUAGUGUACUUGAAUUUUCUUUUUUUUUUGGGGGGGGGGUUGGGUUGGGGUGCGUAAUGUAUGAUCUUUUCGUUCUCUGCUAAUCAAGUUAAUCUUCUCAAAUGUCAAUGUAACACGACGCCUUAGUUUGUUCAAAUGGUAAACCGUUCAAAUACUAUGCAGGACUGUAAAACGCUCCUCAAUGCAAAAGUGCAAGUUGUUGCCUGGCUUUCAACCUCUCUACUCAACUGUCAGUAUGUUUCUGGGAGUCGUCUGUUCCCACGAGACUCCUCACGCCACCGCUAAAUACCUCUGUUAACUAACCUGUUCUUCCUGCGUCCAUUUCUUACCACACCUGCGUUUUUUUUGGUUACCUUUUUAUUCUUUCAAGGAAAAUUUGGAAAUUUCGAGGUCAGAAAGUAAAACAGUCCGUUUGCCUGUUCUCCUUGACAGUUUGUGUGUUUGUUGUACUAAUGUUCUAAUAAGGAAGUCUGUAUAGUUGACUGUAAACACCGGGAGGACUUUUACUUUGUGAACCCGAAAGCUCCCCUAAGUAGUUGACUCCGUUCCACUGCGGGACUUUUUUCCACUCCACAUUAAAAGUGUGUGGUUGACUGACUAACUACUAAGAAUGGCGCCAAAGAUUGUUCCCUUGCUAGUUUGAAUGAAGGGUGUGUCAUGGUCAGCUGUGUGUAUGUCUGUAUGUGUGUGUACUUAAUUUAACGUUGUCAAAAUGUAGCCAAUGAGUGUUAUUGUCUGGUCGGGUCAGGUUGUCAUGAGCGGUUUUAUUGGAGCAGCGGGUGACGUCCUUUGCUUUGGGGGGAGGGGGGGAUUUCACAGUAACUUAAUUUGGUAUUUUUGUAGAUUAUUUUUUGUGUGUCAAUUAUUAAAUUAAAAGAAAAACGGGUGUUUUUUAA
Messenger RNA from Gadus morhua (Atlantic cod), 5980 nucleotides. RefSeq names its product ubinuclein 2a (gene ubn2a). The record is from RefSeq and is a predicted model, not a curated record. NCBI's taxonomy places the organism in Eukaryota, Metazoa, Chordata, Actinopteri, Gadiformes, Gadidae. Bases 289 to 4101 code for a protein of 1270 amino acids. Gene Ontology annotation, cellular component: nucleus. The transcript has 17 exons. Gene Ontology annotation, biological process: chromatin organization.